Physella acuta is the source of this 5471-nucleotide messenger RNA. RefSeq lists its product as uncharacterized. NCBI's taxonomy places the organism in Eukaryota, Metazoa, Mollusca, Gastropoda, Physidae. The record is from RefSeq and is a predicted model, not a curated record.
AGGUCUCGCCUCAGUUGAUGAUUGAUAGACUUCAGGCUCAGCUGCAUAUCCAAACAGAAGCCAUGACACGCCUACAGGCGCAUGCGCAUGCCCAGCAAGCUGAAGCCAAUGUUCUGACGACAUCGCUCCGGGCCAGACUCCGGCGCCGAGACAACGAGAUGAAGAAGCUGCAGGCACAGCAUGAGCAGCUGAUGAGACAGUUCUUGUCGCGGGUUCUUCUUCUCGAGGGUCAAAUCAAGCGCGAACAUGGAGAAAUCCUGGAGCUAUUGCAAGAUAAAGAUGACGUCAUCCGGCGACAGAAGGCAGCUAUUGAAGACUUGGCGGAGAAAAAUGACCGUCUGCUGCAGGUCAUCAGCCAAGGUUAUGCAACAGAUAACGGCGUCACUAAGGCAGAACAUCAAGAGCCCGGUGACGUUUCUAUUCGAGAUCAUGGGAAUAAAGUUGUUCUUCGCGGAAAUAAAACGAAGAAUGUUGAAAAAGUUUCCAGCAAGGUGCGCUUUAGUGCUAUGAAGGAACGUUUGAGGCGCCACAAAAGUAGCCUUGAACUGUACUCUUCCGCGCCGCUGGAGCCAUUGGAUGAGGGUGGACUUCGCUAUAGCAGUCAGGAGAAUCUAGUUGGCAGGAACAGCUCACUUCGUAAUUUCGAGCGCAAAGAGAGGUGCAGAAGUCUAGUCGACUACCCGUUCGGCCUCCGAGACGUGGACGAGAACCAACAGGAGAGUCCCGACAGUUGUUUUGGUGACGAGAUCAACUCCCCCGAUCUCCCAAACUCGGUUCACUCGUCAACGUCAUCGCUAGUCAACAUGGGUGACAGAAGCAACCACAGGCCCUCCAGCUACGGCUUUAAUGAGCUCUCAAAGUCGCGUUCUGUUCCUCACGCUCUGCCCACUGUGUCCGAGCAUGUUUCAAAGAGUUUCAGGGAGCGGCCCCACUCUCUACCCAGCGUAGAUUUGCUGGCCAAGGACGUACCUACUGUGCCGUCAUCAAGCGCGCCAUCGGCUACUAGCGGGAACACGCCAACUCCUGCACCCGCUACACCAAGCCAAAGUCCACCGAAAUCAUCUUCCGAAUCCAACCCCUUCCAGAGCAUUAAGAAUGUAUUCAAGCGGAGGGGAAGUAAAAAGAAAAAGGCGGGAAUCUCUGGCAGUCAAGACGUAAACAAGGAGCACUCCGAGACUUUGAAGCAGCACUUUAAAAAGUACAAUUUAACUUGAGGAAAACAAAUCAGCAGUUAGUCUACAAUAAUUAGUCAGGCAAUUUUAUAAUAGUUAUGCACAGAAAUAACUCAUGACUAGCUCAUUGUCCUAUUCGCGAUCUUUCUCAUAAUAGACUGGUUUGGCAAUUUUGUUUUAGAAAAAAAAGCCCUUAAACGAAUGUUCUAACAAAGGGACAUAACACAGAUUAAAUUUAAUUGCAAUUGGUUCGUAUAAUUUGAAUAGCUUCCCUUGACUCAAUUUUUUUAAGUUAGGUUUCUAACAAGACUACAGAGUAUCAUUCCUGGUCAUUUUAUGAAAUUUAAAUUACUUUAUAAAAUUUUAGAAUCAGCCCAUUCAAAAGGUUACUUUAUGUAUCAUGUUUAAAAAGUUUUAAUCUCUCAAUUCAAUAAUGUUUAAACAAUUUCCUCUUUCUCCCCCCCCCCCUUCUGUUGUAAAAGCGCAUAAGAUAUAAAAAUAAAUGCUUAAUUGUGGUAGCAUUAAAAUAAAACCCUUUAUAUUGAUACAUCAAAUAUUGUAAACACACCAGAUUGUUUCAUGUCUUAGCCUACACAAUUAAAAUUUUACUAAGACAUUUAUACAUUAACACAAGCAAAUAAUUACAUCUGAAUUAUUGAGGCCUCCUAUUUUUUAUGCCCUGAUUAAACAGUGAUUAUAAAAACUAUUGGAAUGGCUAACUGAACAUUAAUUUGUAAGUAGGUGAUCAUAUUAAUAAAAAUGUUGCAAACCACAAUUCUAGUAACCUUUAUGUUGAUCAAAUUUUUAUUUAAAAAAAACACACAUUUUUAUGAACUUUACAAAUUUAUUUGUGCCAUAUUUAAAUUUUUAUUAUACUGUUUCUAAUUUUUAUAUUGCAUUUUACUAAAGCUUAGCUUAAUAUAGUUAAUGUAAUAAUAGAAACAACAUGAAAUGAGUUGACUAUUAGUUGUAUUGUAUAAGUAAAUCUUAGUUAUCAUGCUGGUUAAAUAAACACUGCUGAUAAGUUUUGGUCAAUUAAAAUAAAACUUAUUUAGAAAAUAGGGGACUACACUUCAUACCCACCACCAAUUUUUGAAAUUCCAUUUACUUCUUUAAAACUAUUUUCUGCAUGCCCCUUAAACAUAAACAUGGCUUAUUUGUGAAUGUUUUAUACCUUGCUAUAAUUUUUGAAUAUUUAAGUAAUCAUUGUUUAUAUUACCUGCUGUAAAAUAAUUUCAUCUUUUUUUCUUUCAUUUUUAGCACCCUAACUAAUUUUUAGUCCUAAAGUUUACCACCAAAAAAUGUGAAUGAUUCAUAGUUUAGCAAUGAUUCUAAAAUCAAACAGCCAAAAGUAAAAUGUACUCACAUUUAUUAUUGUAUAUCUUAAAGGUGUUUGCCAUCAAUGAAUUAAACGAAUUGUGCCUUUACACUUGUUCUCUAUUAGCAAGAGUUCUGGCCAUAUGGUACUGUUCAUAUUAAUGUUUCAUUUCUGUUAAAUUGUAUCGCAAAAGUUUUGUGUUCUUAUAUCUAUCUGUAUAAAUGUAUAUUAAAAUUAGUGUAUGGAUUUGCAAUAGCACAUUAGGAGUUGAUGUGUGGCCUACUUGUGUGUGAAUCUGUAUAUGCAUGAGCAUUCUUUGUUUAAAUAUAAAUUAAAAAAACAUUUAUUUUUAGAAAUGUACUUUUUAUGUACAACUCUAUCUGGUCUAAAUAUCUUUAUUUCAAAAUUUCAUUGAGUUUAAUUAGUAAGCAUACCACACAUACUGCAUAAACCAUAUUUUAGUUUAAGUAUCCAAAAGAGAAUAACAACAGGUUGAGGUAAUUUGGCCAAGUCACAUCACAGAACUUUGUUCCAUUUUAGGUAUGUUACUGUCAUAUAAACCUCAAUUAGCCAAAAUGCUUGACAUAUUUUUAAAGCAGACAUUUUUUUGUGAAAAAGUUAUUAUGAUAGUAUUGCCAGUAAUACUGUUGUUUUAUUUAAAGAGUUUAGAGUUGUUGGUAACUUUUUUCUUCUUCAAUUUUUAGAAUCUGCUAAGUAAAUUUUUUUUAUUGUUGUGUAUUUGUAUAUUACAUUACUUAAGGUUUUUCUGUUAAAAAUGAUAAUUUUAGACACAAAAAAAGAUCUUAAAGUAAGUUGUGGUUAGAUUACUGUAAAAUUAGUAGUUAAUAUUCAAUUUUUGUUUAUGAUUAUGCAUUAAAAGGUUUCCAAUUUAGUUUUCACUACCUCGCUUUAAGAUAAUGUUUAAGAUUUUAUCUUUACAUUUUCAUUCAAUGCCAGCAUAUCGUUGUUGCUGUAGUGAUGUUUGUGACUAAGUCAGUAACUGUCAUGAAGAAACGUUUGUGCCUUCAGUGGUGAAGAUUUAAAAUCUAGUUGUUUUUUGUAUUGAACAAUAGUAAAGCUAUAGACAUUCAGUCAUUAUUUGUAACAGAUAAACAAAAAAUAUCUAGCAGAUGUGUUAAAACUAAAUCCAUUCAAAAAUAAGUUUCAAGUAUCUUUCCCUGGCAACUAUGUGUAACAGCCCCAGAGAUGCUAUUUUUUUGCUCAUACAAUUCUCCUUUUGAAUGGAAAAAUAUUUUUUUUUUUUUGCUGGCAGAGAACAGUUCUUUUGCCAAUACAUUGUAAGCCAUCAUCUCAAUGUAUAAUUACAUGAGUCCCAUGCCUCCAGUAUUUUUUUUCUUAUUUUUAUGGUGUGCUUUGAUAAAUCUACUCCACUCUCUCCAGAAACAUAAUACCUUACCCUAUUUCUAAAGAAUAACUCAAAAAUAUUCCUAAUGGAACUAAAUAUAGCAUCAGCCUGAUUGCUAGUGUCAUUGUUGUCAAUGUGAAUUUGCAGUUAAGGUAAUGUUCUAGAUUGCUAGUACCACACUGUUACUUUGGUUGUUUUUUUUUCAGUUAUGUUGAUUUCUCUUGCUCCACUUUCCCCUUCAGCUUCAUUUUAAUAAUUUUAUUAUUAUUUUCUGUUUAGCACUGUAUAAAUAGUUAGACAUGUCAGUUAAGUUACUGGGAUGACAUCAUUAGAGUUACUGGACAUUGAACUAGUGGUGUCUUCAGGUUCUUUAUCUUCUACAUCCAAUAGAUCAGAUUGAUCACUUGUUGGUCCAAUGUCACCAUCAUCCACUGGUACACUAAGACCAACUAAAACUAUUCCCUGUGGUUCUGGAUAUCAUUUGGUUGUGUUUAAGUCACUACAUACCAAACUCUCAGGAUAACAGUCCAUAGAACAUGUGUGAUCCCCAAUUUCUCAAAUUAAUUUCUCAGUGUCCACUGUCCUGCAACAUUCCUAGUGGUGGGGGUCUUUUUCUCUGAAAUUUGGUUGGUUUUGUUGACCAUGUCAAAUUACUUUAUGGGCUCCAUACCAGUACAAAUCAUUACAACUGUUGUCCCACAGUCAAUCAUUGACCACUUGACUACAAUACUGUCAUUAUAUGCAAGUCAGAGCUCCAGAUUUAUUACUAUAGUGCAUACAGCUGUCCCAAAGACAAUGACAUGGAUGGGAUUUCCCCUGGCCACCUAGCCCUAAAUACCUUAAAAAUGUGUCAGUAUUGUUACCAACCCCUCAAUAAAUUGGGGACAAAAUUUACUAUUGAGGUUUAAUCCACCAAGUUGAAGGAAAUUAGAAUAAAUAGAAUUUCCCAUUAUAAAACUGUAUGGGUGUAAUUUACCAAAUAUGUUGCCAGGGAAAGGACUUUAAUAUUUGUGAGCUAGUACUUGAUUGUUAUUAUAAUAUUUGUGAGCCAGUACUUGAUUGUUAUUACAAACCCAAGUCUUAAGUAUGGUUUAAUUCAAUGUUGCAGUGAUGAAAAGGCAUUCCUUCUUGUUGAGAAUUUCAAACAAAUGUCAAAUAUAUUUCACUGUUAUUGAUUAACACUUUAACUGUUACUUAUUUUUACUAUAUAAACCCAUUUUUUCCAGAUUUAUUUUACAAGCAAAAUAAAUCUGGAAAACCCUUUUUUCUAUUUCAACUUAUGUUACUUGUUGUCCAACUUAUACAUUUGAUGCCAAUGUUGAUUAUUUUUGUUCACUUUUACAUUUUCUGCACAAGUCAAAUAUUUUUAACCAAGCUAUGCAAUAAAAAAAGACUUUUUUAUUGCAACAAACCCUUCAUUUUAAUUUUAUUUCUACAAUACUUUACAUCAUGUGUGAUGUUGAUCAGUUUUGUGUCAAACCAAUUUAACAAGGUUAUGGACUAGAACCACAUUGUUCAACAUUUUAUCAGUUGUUUGCCCACUUUUUCUUUGCUUUCUACUGCUUGUGUGUUCAUAUUUGGCCCUGGGCUUGUCCAAUUAAAAAAAAUUUUUCAA